Messenger RNA from Cheilinus undulatus (humphead wrasse), 4472 nucleotides. Its product is annotated as tripartite motif-containing protein 3-like. Gene Ontology annotation, molecular function: translation repressor activity; ubiquitin protein ligase activity; zinc ion binding. The coding region runs from base 401 to 2716 and encodes 771 amino acids. NCBI's taxonomy places the organism in Eukaryota, Metazoa, Chordata, Actinopteri, Labriformes, Labridae. The transcript is spliced from 13 exons. The record is from RefSeq and is a predicted model, not a curated record. Gene Ontology annotation, biological process: negative regulation of translation; proteasome-mediated ubiquitin-dependent protein catabolic process; protein polyubiquitination.
CUUUACACACAGACACCAGCUCUCAGACAGACAGGUGGUGCCUGAACUCAGCCAGCUGGGAGUCAAGGGAAGGAAAAAGGAGGAAUUUGGGGAGUGGCGUUUUUAAAGCUUCCUCUUCCUCUUCGUACGUUCAAAGAAAAGGGGCCUUUAGCUGUAUUUUCUCAGGGUUGAGUGGGGAAGCUUCUGCUUCUAGUGCUGGUUCAUGUGUGGGCCUGAUAGUUAGUGUCAUCCCAGAACAGACUAAGGGAGUAGUUCUGUUGAUGCAACCUCAAAGGAAAAAUUUCAAACCCUGCUGUUGGAGCAGAGGACGAAAGAUGAGGCGAGGCUGGAGAACUGUGCAGUCAUGAGGCAGUGACGCACAUGGACGAGAUGGGUUAAGCAGUCCCUGUGCUCCAUUUGAAUGUCCAUCACUAUGGCUAAGCGUGAGACCGGCAGCACCAGCCCUGUGGUCCGGCAGAUAGACAAGCAGUUCCUGGUCUGCAGCAUCUGUUUAGACCAUUAUCACAACCCCAAGGUCCUGCCCUGCCUGCACACCUUCUGUGAGAAAUGUCUUCAGAACUACAUCCCUCCUCAGUCUUUAACACUGUCCUGCCCCGUAUGCAGACAGACCUCGAUUCUCCCGGAGAAGGGCGUGGCAGCCCUGCAGAACAACUUCUUCAUCACAAACUUGAUGGAGGUAUUACAGCGAGACCCAGAGUGCAGCCGGCCCGAGGCCGGUAAUGUUCUGGAGUCAGCCAGCGCAGCUACAGCCUGUCAGCCGCUCUCUUGUCCCAACCAUGAGGGCAAGGUGAUGGAGUUUUACUGCGAGUCAUGUGAGACAGCCAUGUGUCUGGAGUGUACAGAAGGAGAACACAGGGAACAUGUGACGGUUCCUCUGAGGGACGUGCUGGAGCAGCAUAAGUCAGCUCUCAAAAACCAGCUGGACACUGUUCGCAAUAGACUACCUCAGCUGACGGCUGCCAUAGACCUUGUGAAUGAGAUCUCCAAACAGCUUACAGAACGAAAAAAUGAUGCCGUGACAGAAAUCAGUAACACUUUUGAUGAGCUGGAGAAGGCUUUACACCAACGCAAGACUGCUCUCAUUACUGAGGUGGAAAACAUCUGCAGCACCAAGCAGAAGGUGCUUCAAGCCCAGCUGAGCUCUUUGCUUCAAGGCAAAGAGAACAUUCAGAGCAGCUGUAACUUCACAGAGCAGGCUCUGAGCCAUGGCAGUGCUACGGAGGUCCUGCUGGUGCAGAAGCAGAUGGGGGAGAGGGUCAGUGCUCUAGCAAGACACACCUUUCCUGAGCAACCCCAUGAAAAUGGACACCUGGAGUGCCAAGUAGAGACGGAUGGACUGAGGCGCUCCAUACAGAACCUGGGAGUCCUGAUCACAACAGGAGCUGUAGGUCACACUAGCGUUGCCACAGGAGAAGGCUUACGGCAUGCGCUCGUCGGCCAGCACACCACCGUCACAGUCACUACUAAAGAUAAAGAUGGAGAGCUGGUGAAGACUGGGAACGCUGCUCUGAGGGCAGAUAUUGUCUCUGUAGACGGAGCUUGCACUGAAGCCGAGGUGGUGGACAACAAGAACGGCACCUACGAAGUGGGAUACACGAUCCGCUCGGAAGGAGAAUUUACCUUCUCUUUGCUGCUGUACGAGCAGCCCGUGAGGGGGAGUCCUUUCCGUUUGCGUGCUGUGAAGCCGUCAGAUGUCCUGCAGUCACCGGACGACGUGAAAAGACGAGUGAAGUCACCUAGCGGAGGAGGAGGUCAUGUUCGACAGAAGGCUGUGCGCCGUCCCUCCAGCAUGUACAGCACCACGAAGAAAAAGGAAAACCCCAUUGAGGACGAGCUGAUCUACAGAGUAGGAACACGGGGGCGAGACAAAGGAGAGUUCACCAACCUUCAAGGAAUCUCGACCUCCAAUAAUGGAAGGAUUGUCGUUGCAGACAGCAACAACCAAUGUAUACAGGUUUUUUCAAAUGAUGGCCAGUUUAAGAUGAGGUUUGGAGUCCGAGGUCGUUCACCAGGGCAGCUGCAGCGCCCCACGGGUGUCACAGUGGACAUGAAUGGUGACAUAAUUGUAGCCGACUACGACAACAGAUGGAUCAGCAUCUUCUCCUCGGAUGGAAAGUUCAAGAACAAAAUAGGUGCUGGCAGGCUGAUGGGACCCAAAGGAGUGGCUGUAGACAAGAACGGACACAUCAUCACGGUGGACAAUAAGGCCUGCUGUGUUUUUAUCUUCCAAUCAAAUGGGAAGCUGGUGACAAAGUUUGGAGCCAGAGGGACUUCUGACAGACACUUUGCAGAAAAAAGUGGUGCAAACAUUGCACUGGAACAAAAGCUUAGUAAAUCUGGCCCUGUUUUCAGUCCUCACUUUGUGGCCGUUAAUAACAAAAAUGAAAUCGUGGUCACAGACUUUCACAACCACUCAGUAAAGGUGUACAAUGCAGAUGGGGAGUUCCUGUUUAAAUUUGGCUCCCAUGGAGAAGGGAACGGUCAGUUCAACGCUCCUACAGGCGUGGCUGUGGAUUCCAAUGGAAACAUCAUCGUUGCUGACUGGGGCAACAGUCGGAUCCAGGUGUUUGACAGCUCUGGCUCCUUUCUGUCCUACAUCAACACAUCAGCAGAUCCCCUUUAUGGCCCCCAGGGCCUGGCUCUCACCUCCGAUGGUCAUGUGGCGGUGGCAGACUCUGGGAAUCACUGCUUCAAGGUCUACCGCUACCUUCAGUAGGGACCUGAGACAGCCAUGUUCACCACUGAAAGCACUGACGACACAACUAAUGUAUUCCACAGGGUGCAAUGACCUUUACAACACAGCCUUUUAAUGUGCACAUCAGCUGAUCUCCUGAAUAUAAAUACGUGUCUAAUCUGGGGUUUACAGUCCUUCAGGUGUGUGUUUAAGGGUGUUUUUAAAGUUUGGCAAUGUAGCAUCCUUGGGACGUGUAAUGAACAUUUCUCUUUGGACUGGUUUUAGAUCUCAGUGAUGGUAUUUAAUAAACCCACCUUUGUGAGAGACCAGACAGGGUAGGAAAUAGAUUAAAGUAUUUAAUGAGCCAUAACUUGUCCAAAUGCAUGAAGUUUUAUUUAUCUUAAUGCCUAGCCAACAACACAAUGUACACAUCAGUUGCUUUUCUCAUGAACUAGUUAACGCUUCCAGUGAAUGAACAGUGCUGCGCUUCUCCAGCAAUGAAAUGUAUAACUUCUCAUAACUCACUUAAAAUGUCAUCACCAUCUGUGCAUUGAUUUGCUGUAUGUAUUGUAUAUACAUGAAUGUAUAUUGUGUAUAUUAGAUCACUCUGUAUGUACGUGCUAUGAUUUUGACACACAAAGCCUUUUGGCUUUUCAAAGAGCAGCAGUCAAGGACUCCAGGAUUUUAAAAAUGUGUGUACGGCAGCUGUUACAAAGUGUGCUCCUGAAACAUACUCAGCACAUGCUCAAAGGAAGCAGAGUGUCAUAUUUAUUGCUAAUGUAAACAGCACAAUGUUUGUUUUGUUAAUAUCUGUUGUUUUAAAGGGAGGAAAAAAAGAAAAAAAAAGCUAAUUUAAUUUAUUUUAUACACUAGCUCAGCCUUUACAAAUUAUUUUUCUAAAUUUAUGUACUUUUUUUCUUUAGAGCUUCACAAUUCAACUGGGGAAAGAAAUUUCACCCUAAAGCAGAAUUUAAUAUCCCAGAUAUCUGCAGAUCGUGCACAGGAGCAGCUCUCUUCAAAGCCACAACAAAAACAUUGAGAUGCAAUCAGAUAAAGUUUUCUGUUCAUAAAUACUGCCUUAACAUUAGGGCUCAUUGAAUUGUAUUAUCUGUUACAGUUUUAAAGCUUUACUGACUGAAGAGCUAUAAAUGACAAAUAUACACGUAUCUCAGGAAAUCCAUCCUAAUGAAAUAACCCCAUCAGUGUGACGACUUUAAAUGUCUUUGAUGGUAUCUUAUUUUGAAUGGGCGAGUAGGAGCUUUGUGUAAAAACUGCUCAUUUGUUGAGAUCCAGGAUCAUGGAAGUGUUUGGGAUGUUAAUUCUGUUUUACAGUGUUUUUGUUUUUGGCUUUCACAUAUAGGAAACAAUUACAACAUAAUUGUAUGAUAAUUAAUUAGAUUGGUGGUUCUCAACUGGUGGCUCUUUAAGGUGUGCCUGAGGAAAACUGCGGCAAAAAGUCUGAUCUAUGAAAACCUUAAGUCAGUGGUCUCCAAACUUUUUCUGCCGGGUAGAUGGCAGAUGAAAAUAUUUUCGAGCCCCCCUACCCAUAACUGUAUGCAGCAUGCAAUGUAACAAAAAAAGAAGACAUACACAAUGUCAGUAAUUUUGUGGUUAAGGUCAUAUUUUUUUUUUACAUACUGCCUCAGAAUUUGAAUAAAUAACAUUAACUAUUGGUUUAGAGUCCCUGUAAAGUGAAAUCCAAACUGUGUCUUUACAAGGUUGCUGUAAACAUGUGUAAACACACAGAUCUGUGUGUGACUGAAUCUUUGAUUUGAACUGUUAAAAAGUUUUUCACCUC